GCGGCGGCGGCGGCGCUCGCGGUGGCGGCGCUGCUGGGGGCCUGCUGCGGCCCGAGCCGGGGGGAGGUUUGUGGGAGCAUGGACAUCCGGAAUAACCUGACUCGGUUGAAUAGGCUUGAGAACUGCACUGUGAUUGAGGGCCACUUGCAAAUAUUGCUGAUGUUUAAAACCAAGCCUGAAGAUUUCCGUGAGCUCAGCUUUCCCAAACUGACUAUGAUUACGGACUACUUACUGCUUUUUCGGGUAUAUGGCUUAGAGAGUUUAAAGGGGCUUUUUCCCAACCUCACUGUGAUUCGAGGAACUCAUCUCUUCUUUAACUAUGCUCUGGUCAUUUUUGAGAUGGUUCACUUGAAAGAGAUUGGCCUUUAUAAUCUGAUGAACAUUACUCGAGGUGCAGUGCGUAUCGAGAAGAACAAUGAACUGUGUUACUUGUCCACAAUUGACUGGUCUAGGAUUUUAGACUCUGUGGAAGACAAUUACAUCGUUGCCAACAAGGAUGACACAGAAGAGUGUGGAGAUGUGUGUCCAGGAACUGUGAAAGGAAAAAGCAACUGCCCGCCUACUGUAAUAAAUGGCAUUUUCAUUGAACGCUGCUGGACCCAUGAUCACUGUCAAAGAGUUUGUCCACCUGAUUGUAAAUCACAAGGCUGCACCUCUGAUGGUCAGUGCUGUCACAGCGAAUGCCUGGGCAACUGCUCGGAGCCCAACAAUCCUGAGAAGUGUGUGGCUUGCCGUAACUUUUACCUUGAUGGCAAGUGUGUGGAGACCUGCCCAGCCAAGUACUACCGCUUCGAGGGGUGGCGUUGCGUGACCUUCAGCUUCUGCCAGGAGCUGCACAACAAGUGUAAAAAUGCCAGGGAAUCCGGGUGCCAUGUUAUUCACAACAAUGAGUGUGUUCAUGAGUGCCCAUCGGGAUACAUCAUGAACUCCAGCAACCUGCAUUGUUCUCCAUGUGCAGGGCCCUGUCCGAAGGUUUGUGACUACAGCAAAGAGAAGAUAAUUGAUUCAGUGACAUCUGCACAGGAGCUUCGUGGCUGCACCAUCGUUAAUGGAAGUUUAGUCAUAAACAUCCGUGGAGGAAAUAACAUAGCAGCUGAGCUUGAAGCGAAUCUUGGCUUGAUUGAAGAAAUCUCAGGUUACCUAAAAAUUCGCCGCUCCUAUGCCUUGGUUUCUCUCUCUUUUUUUCGUAAGCUACAUCUGAUUAAAGGGGAGACGUUAGAAGCUGGGAAUUAUUCCUUCUAUGCCCUCGACAAUCAGAACCUGCGCCAGCUCUGGGACUGGAGCAAACACAACCUCAGCAUAGCAAGGGGAAAGCUCUUCUUUCAUUAUAACCCCAAACUGUGCUUAUCAGAAAUCCACAAAAUGGAGGAGAUCUCUGGGACUAAGGGACGUCAGGAGAGGAAUGACAUAGCCCUGAAGACAAAUGGCGACCAAGCCUCUUGUGAAAAUGAAUUGCUGAAGUUUUCGUCUAUCAAAACAUCUCAUGAUAAGAUCCUACUAAAGUGGGAACCGUACUGGCCACCUGACUUCCGUGAUCUCCUAGGAUUUAUGCUUUUUUACAAGGAAGCUCCAUACCAGAAUGUAACAGAGUUUGAUGGACAAGAUGCCUGUGGAUCAAAUAGUUGGACAGUGGUUGAUGUUGACCCUCCCCCACGGUCAAAUGAGCCGAAAGCUCAGGCCCAGCCAGGGUGGCUCCUGCGGGGGUUGAAGCCAUGGACUCAGUACGCUGUGUUCGUUAAGACACUGGUCACUUUCUCGGACGAACGAAGGACAUAUGGUGCAAAGAGCGAAAUUAUCUAUGUCCAGACCAAUGCUACUGUUCCCUCAGUCCCAUUAGAUCCAAUAUCAGUUUCCAACUCUUCGUCCCAGAUCAUUCUGAAGUGGAAGCCCCCCUCUGAGCCAAACGGGAACAUCACACACUACUUGGUGUUCUGGCAGCAGCAGCUGGAGGACAGUGAGCUUUUUGAACUCGACUACUGCCUGAAGGGACUAAAAUUGCCUUCGAGGACUUGGUCUCCACCUUUUGAAUCUGAAGACCCUCAUAAAUAUAAUCAAAGUGAAAAUGAGGACAUCAGUGGAGAGUGUUGUUCCUGUCCAAAAACUGACUCUCAAAUACAGAAGGAGCAGGAAGAGUCUGCCUUCCGCAAAAUGUUUGAGAACUAUCUCCACAAUGUGGUGUUUGUCCCCAGAAAAAUAACAUCAGGGAAUGGAACUGAGGACUCUAGGCCAUCACGAAAACGAAGAGAUCUUGGCAGUGUGGCUAAUACCACUGUGGUGGUACCCACCAUCCCAUCUUCGUUGAAUACUUCCUCUGCAAUAGCACCUGAAAAUGUAGAGGAACAGAAACCUUUUGAGAGAGUUAAGUCUAAGGAGUCCUUGGUUAUCUCAGGUCUGCGGCAUUUUACGGGGUAUCGGAUUGAGCUCCAUGCUUGUAAUCAUGAUGCCCAAGAAUCCCGGUGCGGUGUCGCAGCAUAUGUUAGUGCCAGAACCAUGCCAGAAGCAAAGGCCGAUGACAUUGUUGGUCCAGUUACCCAUGAGCUGGUUGAAAAAAAUGCUGUUCAUUUGAAGUGGCAGGAGCCAAAGGAGCCGAAUGGGCUAAUUGUGCUAUAUGAAGUGAAUUAUGGGCGUCUUGGGGAGCCAGAGGAGGCGCACUACUGCGUUUCUCGUAAGCAGUUUGCUAAUGAACAGGGCUGUAAAUUACGUGGACUACAGCCUGGAAACUACAGCGUCCGAAUCCGAGCCACCUCGCUGGCAGGAAAUGGGUCGUGGACAGAGCCCUCAUAUUUCUACGUGGCUGAUUAUUUGAACCCUCAGUCUAAUAUUGCUGUUGUUGUUGUCCCAAUCAUUUUUUGCAUAAUAAUUGCUGGAAUUAUUGGAGCUGCCUACGUAUUUGUGAAAAAGAGACAAACUGAAGGACCAACUGGGCCACUCUAUGCAUCCUCUAACCCAGAGUACCUGAGUGCCAGUGAUGUUUAUGUGCCCGAUGAAUGGGAGGUCCCACGAGACAAGAUUAACCUUCUCCGAGAGCUUGGGCAAGGCUCCUUUGGGAUGGUGUAUGAAGGGAUAGCCAAAGACAUAGUGAAAGGGGAGCCAGAGACUCGUGUAGCUGUGAAAACAGUUAAUGAAUCUGCCAGCCUCCGGGAGCGCAUUGAGUUUCUGAACGAAGCUUCUGUAAUGAAAGGGUUCAGCUGCCAUCAUGUGGUUCGCCUCCUAGGGGUGGUCUCAAAAGGACAACCCACACUGGUUGUCAUGGAACUGAUGGCACAUGGAGAUCUGAAAAGUUACCUUCGCUCCCUGAGACCUGAUGCUGAGAAUAACCCUGGCCGUCCCCCACCAACUCUCAGAGAGAUGAUCCAGAUGGCUGCAGAGAUUGCAGAUGGUAUGGCUUACCUGAAUGCCAAAAAGUUUGUCCACAGAGAUCUUGCAGCCCGUAACUGUAUGGUUGCAGAAGAUUUUACUGUAAAAAUUGGAGACUUUGGCAUGACCAGAGACAUCUAUGAGACUGACUAUUAUCGUAAAGGAGGCAAGGGGCUGCUGCCUGUGAGAUGGAUGGCACCCGAAUCUCUAAAGGAUGGUGUCUUUACUGCUUACUCAGAUGUGUGGUCAUUUGGAGUUGUCCUUUGGGAGAUAAGUAGUUUGGCGGAGCAGCCAUACCAGGGACUCUCUAACGAACAGGUGCUAAAAUUUGUAAUGGAUGGAGGAUACCUGGAUCAGCCAGACAACUGUCCAGAGAGACUGCACAGCCUGAUGCAGAUGUGCUGGCAGUACAACCCCAAAAUGCGCCCUACCUUCAUCGAGAUCAUUGAGAUGCUGAAGGAGGACUUGCACCCCAGCUUCCAGGAGGUGUCAUUCUUUUACAGUGAAGAAAACAAACCUCCCGAGACAGAGGAGUUUGAGAUGGACUUUGAGAACAUGGAGAGCAUACCCCUUGACCCUUCCUCCUAUUCGCAGAGGGACAAAGUACUGGGGCGGGACAAUGGGCCCUCCAUGGGCCUCAAGGGGAACUAUGAAGAGCAUAUACCUUACACUCACAUGAAUGGUGGCAAGAAAAACGGGCGAAUUCUGUCAAUGCCUAGGUCGAGCCCUUCCUAACACCUCCUAUUUGGCCCAAGGAUUGUGUCUUUGCUUUUCCCCUCCAUGAAUCUCAGGACUCUUGUUGUCGCUGCCACAGCGUAUGACAUGCAACGAUAAACUCUCUGCUCAGAUUUUUAAUCAUCCUAUGAUUAAGAGACUUUUUUUUUUUGACAAGUUGAGUGGUUGUCAAUUGACUUAUCUGUGAACAUAAAUGGAAAAGGUUUCCAUGGUGGCUGUCCCUUCUGUAGCCAUGGUUCAAAACAGGAGCUGACCUUGUAAAUUAGGUUGAAAGAAGAGAAUCCACAUUUGCCAACAAAGGAAAUGAAAAUCAGUGAUGUCUGAGCUACGUUAUAAAGAUGCAGAACAAAACUUCUGCAGGAUAUAAAUGUUCUCAGCAGAAUUCCAAGCUUUAUGGCAUCCUCAUCAGAAGCAUUUCUUUCACUACAGCUGAAGGAUUUUAACACCCAUCAAUUGGACACGCCAUUUCCUCAGAUUGACCAAUAGCUGCUGCUUUCAUACUUUUUUAAUGAGUUAAAUCCGUGUGUGUGUGUGCGCCCGCAGUAUAUAUACAUGGGGUGUGUAUAUAUAUAUAUACACAAAUAUACACUUCUUUUGUACAUAAGUUUUGUAUGUUCUCACAGAAGCUUUCCUCUUCUUGGAAGUGUGUAUUCUCUUUCCCAGUUUCCUAGAGUGAUUGAACCCUAAACAGAUUAUUUUUGUACUAAGGACUCUUGGGGAGUAGUUUUCUCUCAUUAGCAUAUGAGGAAAAAUAUGCUAGGAGCCAAAGGAGUAGAAAUCUGAGAUUUGUGGCUACUUUCAAGACCAAACAAAACAGGAACCCAUGACCUGAUAUCGUGCUUUCUGUCUUUAUAGCAUUGAGUAUAUAUAUUGUUUGUUGUAGCAUAUUUAAAGUGUUUUUAGUUUUAAAUGUUAACUACCAUAUAAAUUAUUGAGUGUUUAUGAUUCUUUUUUGGGGGAGGGGAUUGGGGAGUGAGUUUGUUUGGUCUUAAAGUGGUCCAUGGAUUUCAGAAUGAACUUUAUUUUAGCUGAUUACCCUCUUAGGAACUAUGAAGCAUAUGUUAAGUUUGUACUUGACAAGGCUUUAAAAUACAGUUUUGUGAUUUAUAUCACACAGUCAGCCGGCUCCAGCUAAAGCCCCAAGAUAACGUAUUUUGGACUUGAGUUGGUUGGUGGAGGCUGACAGACAAAGCAUUGCCUCAGCCCUCCGUCGCUCUGCUACUUCACUUUCUUUCCCUUCCACGUGCACUUUUCCACAGACAUUGGAGAAAACGGCACCAGGUGAAAGAGCAAAAACUCUAACAGAACAACAGACACUAACCCACCCACAGGGGGAAGUGCCAGGCUCCUGGCUCCAUGAGUAGAGCCGAAGCUGAACGUGACUGUGGUGAACUAGUCUGUGCCUGUCUGCACCCUGCGUGGGCAUUUGGCCUGGCACAACAACUGGGACUUUGGUGUUUUCCUGAGAUGCCUGCACCAUUCCCCAUGGAUCGUUAUGGGGCAGUUUUUUUCUUAGCCCUCCCCUCCAGCUCUUCAGGAUGCUAACUUUUGUGUUUUGGGCUGGGCUUUGUUUUGCUGCUCUUUGCAUAAAAGGCAAAGCUGUUUAGCUUAGGGUGUUAGAAAAGCAUCAUGAAACUACAUGUCUCCUACAGUGAUGAAAGGAUGUACUGUCAGGGAAAGGGGCUGAAGCAGGGGGGAGUGAAUGUACUAAUAGGCUUGAAAGAAGCAAACCCCUGGAUCUUGCAGGCUCUUAUAAUGCAGGUGAUGAUUUCAAAGAGAGACAGAAGGUGAAAAUCAGCAGCUUUUCUUUGUGACCCCAUGAGUUCCCUGUGCUGGGUGCAGUCCUGGCUUAUCUGGGUGGGGCACUGAGCAUGUAGGUGUGUGGCUUGUUACUUCAGACCACAUGUGGCUGCUUCGGCCUCCCCGCAAUUGAAAGACCAAUCACUGAAAAUAAAAUAAGGGUUGGUGCUAAUAGGGAGCACAUCACUGAUCCCUCCCUGCUAACCCAAAACUAUAGAUGCCUGAUAGUACAGCACCUAGAUAAAGGAUUAUGGACUUUCUGCACCUCCUGAAAGGAACAGCACCCCCUUAUGUUUGUAGGGCCUGACUCAGUUGGGACAAAGGGAGAAGGUACAAAAAGAUUGUUCACAAAAUGAGAUGCAAAAUGUAUUGUAUAAAUCUGAGGCCAGAACUUCACAGUUCGAAAGGUCUAGCUUGCAUACUUGUGCUUUACAAACUAGUAACUAUUAGGAGCUCUGUGCUACACUGCAGGGAAGAAAUAUUCACACACUUUUCUAAUUGAGAGAGGUUUUCUUAUUAGGAAAAUUUUUAUUUAUUUUAAUAUAAAAUAAAUCACUGUAAAAACAAA
Gopherus evgoodei (Goodes thornscrub tortoise) is the source of this 6460-nucleotide messenger RNA. RefSeq names its product insulin receptor (gene INSR). Gene Ontology annotation, biological process: glucose homeostasis; cell surface receptor protein tyrosine kinase signaling pathway; positive regulation of kinase activity. The transcript has 22 exons. Gene Ontology annotation, molecular function: ATP binding; insulin receptor substrate binding; insulin receptor activity. The record is from RefSeq and is a predicted model, not a curated record. Gene Ontology annotation, cellular component: membrane; axon; insulin receptor complex. NCBI's taxonomy places the organism in Eukaryota, Metazoa, Chordata, Testudines, Testudinidae. The coding region runs from base 79 to 4092 and encodes 1337 amino acids.